This is a messenger RNA of Cydia strobilella, 2280 nucleotides long. RefSeq names its product ubiquitin fusion degradation protein 1 homolog (gene Ufd1-like). Gene Ontology annotation, molecular function: polyubiquitin modification-dependent protein binding. Gene Ontology annotation, cellular component: VCP-NPL4-UFD1 AAA ATPase complex. Lineage: Eukaryota; Metazoa; Arthropoda; Insecta; Lepidoptera; Tortricidae. The record is from RefSeq and is a predicted model, not a curated record. The coding region runs from base 130 to 1041 and encodes 303 amino acids. The transcript is spliced from 7 exons.
CAGCUGUCAGGUCAGCUGUCAUUGUCAAAUCGAUGUUUAUUUUCUACUGCUAGAUUGUGUGUGCAUGAUUUAGCAAUAAAUUAAAAUUUCUUUGUUUCUGAUAAAGUAAACUUAAUAAACAAUAUCAAAAUGUUUCAGUUUGGUUUCAACAUGUUUCAUGAAAUAUCGAGGCCUUUCAACAUGACCUACAGAUGCUUUUCAGUGUCCAUGCUGCCAGGAAACGAGAGACAGGACGUUGAGAGAGGAGGCAAAAUAAUCAUGCCACCGUCAGCGCUAGAACAGCUAACAAGGUUGAAUAUAGAGUACCCCAUGAUCUUCAAACUGACCAAUAAGAAGUCCAAAAGGUCCACUCAUUGUGGAGUGCUGGAAUUUGUGGCUGAUGAGGGGAAGGUCUACUUGCCACACUGGAUGAUGGCCAAUUUGGUGAUGGAGGAGGGAACUCUGCUUCAGAUUGAGAGUGUCUCCCUGCCCGUUGCAACAUUCUCCAAGUUCAAACCACUUUCUGAAGACUUCUUAGACAUAAGCAAUCCUAAAGCAGUACUGGAGAACUGCCUACGUAAUUUCUCAUGCCUGACGACCGGCGACGUCGUCGCCAUCAAGUACAACUCCAAAGUGUACGAGCUGUGCGUGCUGGAAACCAAGCCCGGGAACGCGGUCAUCAUCAUCGAGUGCGAUAUGAACGUAGAAUUCGAAUCUCCCGUCGGCUACAAGGAAGAGGAGCGUACAAGCCACGAGACCCAGGGCGAGGCGGAACAUGACCCCGCAGCCCUCAUGCCCGAACCAAGCGGCUUCGUGCCCUUCAAGGGGGAGGGAAACAGGCUGGAUGGCAAGAAGAAGAAGCUAGUCAGUGAGAGCGACUCGGAGCCCGCGGCGCAAAGUCGACAGCCCUACGUCCGCGGCAUCCCCGACUACGAGUACGAAAUCGGCACAAUCCGGUUCAUCCGCACGCGGCCGUCCAGCGCGCGCGAGGACACGCCCGUCCAACCCUUCGAGGCCUUCAAGGGGGAGGGGUUCACGCUGCGCACUGCCAAGUCCAACUAAACUCACUACUAAGGCGAUGGCUCUCCAACCAAAUCUACUAGCUAAUCUGUCUGGUUUUGUUCUACGAUGAGGUUGGCCGGUUGAAGUACAUAUUUUAGGGUUUAACCUGACAAUCCUUAGAAUUGUGAUAAAUUCUCGUUUUAUUUUCUUUAAUUUUUUGGCCUGAGUGCUAGCCCGUGGCAUGCCUGACUACGAGUACGAGAUUGGCACGAUCCGGUUCAUCCGCACGCAGCCGUGUAGCGCGCCUUCAAGGGGGAAGCGCUCACACUACGUACUGCCAAGUCCAACUAAUGACAUCUACGGCUUACGCCUCUGCCGCUGACGCCAACCGCCAUACAUUGGUUAAAACCAAAGAUAGAUAUAACUCCGUAAUAGAUGGAUACAGUCUAAGGAAAAAACGUGCCUUGAAAAUCAAGAAAAUUUGAUUCUCGUUCAGAGGGCGCUACUAGUUUUGGCCUACAGUCACCUAAGUCAAAGUCAACAAAAUAAUUAAUGCAAAUAAAAAAAAUCAUUUAUCUAUAUUCAAAUACAUUUAAUCGUAUUUUUACAAAUCUUCAAUUUUAGUUUUAAAGUGUGUCGACAGAUGGCAGUGAAUUUACUGGGGUUACAAAAUUUACUAUGACAGUACCGCUCUAGUAUAAGUUACUCUAUGGUUAAAACAAAACAAACUAAUGGUGGUCGGCGUCAGCGUGGAGUGUGCAUACUCAGAGCAUUCGGUGAAUUCGGUCCGUGGCCCUCGGGUUAACCUUUUCGACGCCGUGUCAAACACAAAAGCUGUCAUCCAGACGCCACGUCACCGAAGUGUCAAAACUAAAAUUGAACUUUAUGCAUAUGCAUGUAGGUAGGUGCUAUUUUGCUCUCUGCAACUAAUAUCAUGGACUCCUUAUUCAAUAAGGAAAAAAGUUGUGGAAAUGUAGACAACACAAAAUUGAUAGUUCUCUUGGUGUCACGGUCACAUCAAUGAAUUAGAGAGAACAUAAGAUACAUAAAUAACUUGUACAAUAAAAGGCCACUACUAUCACUAUCAAGUAUGAGAAUAUUAUUUCUUGAUCUAUCCUUUCUGGCAAUAUUAUUACCAUUCCAUGUUUGCAUUAUAUUUAUUGAAAUAUAAUAGUGAUAGGAUAGAAAUAAUUUGUCAAUCAUGUUGUUUUGUGGCCUCAUCCUAAGUAGGUUUUAUACAUAAGCCGUGGCUGUAUUGUAUUGAAAGAUUCUGUGAAAUAAAAACGAGUGAUCUCUUGA